Rhincodon typus (whale shark) is the source of this 8391-nucleotide messenger RNA. It is a transcript of the gene epor, whose product is annotated as erythropoietin receptor. Gene Ontology annotation, biological process: cytokine-mediated signaling pathway; positive regulation of cell population proliferation; hemopoiesis. The coding region runs from base 3705 to 5816 and encodes 703 amino acids. Gene Ontology annotation, molecular function: cytokine receptor activity; protein binding. The record is from RefSeq and is a predicted model, not a curated record. Gene Ontology annotation, cellular component: external side of plasma membrane. Lineage: Eukaryota; Metazoa; Chordata; Chondrichthyes; Orectolobiformes; Rhincodontidae. The transcript is spliced from 4 exons.
GUUCUGUCAGAUGGAGGGUGAGGGCGCGCUGCUGCAGGUUGAUUAUCAGAGGUCCGACUUGGGGGGAAUGCGUAGUUGUGGGGAAUGGGAUGUCUGUGGUGAAACAGGAGCGGUCAGUUUAAUAGUUACCCAGGAGUUAAAGUAGGUUUUUCAACCUCUAACACUUCCUGGGUGUCCGCUAAACUUGGGUGUCCGCCUGUGACGAUGCAGUGGCUUUAAAAGUUAUUUUGUCCUUUCUUUUUAAAGAGUGAUUGAACGAGAGGUGGUAUUCUCCUGGGUUUUUGUCUUAAAACAGUGACUGAAUGAAAGGCUCCAAGCUGUUUGUAAAGAAAGUAAAUAGCUUGUGAGGCCUUGGGUUUUUUGAAAAGUUAGGUCAAUAGAAGCAGCCUGGCUGGGUGUGGUCAGCUGUUACAGACCGGACUUUGUGGGGUUUUUUCUUAGUUUUUAGGUUUAACUUUAAGCCGUUACUGUUGUGGAGUUGAAGAAGUAGAAGUGAAAUGUUAAAGGGUUAAUAUCUGUUCUGCUGACAUAUAAGAAAUUAGGUGCUUCGUGGGCGCCCCUGUCUCGCAGACAAAAUGGGGCAAUCUAAUUAUACUCUGCUCUCUGUAAAUGUUGAACUAAGGCUAAAAAGAUCUCGCAGACAAAAGGUGAUAAUCUAAUUACACUCUGCACUCUGUAAAUGCUAAAAGGAUUGUUACACAUUGUUUUUCGGCAGCUAACCUUUGUUUUUACUGUUAGAUGAUUAAGUUACGUGAUUAUGGGGGAGAAAAAAAUUGUAUCUUGUAUGCAUGUCUGACUGUGCUGUAAAAACCUAUAUAAAGGGAGGACGGUUCCCUUACAGAGAGCAUCGCUUGACACGGCUCUGCAAGCCCUGCGAAGAUUGUUAAGUGAUCCUCCAAAGCUUGUACUAGCUUAAGUAAACUGUGGCUAUUCACAGAAGUUGGCGUAUUGCAUUUGUAUCAAGUGCGUAGGAAUCUCCUAAAAGGGAACUCAACAUUUGUUGGUAGCAAUGGGAUUCCGAUCGCCUGUGUGAUGGUGACGUGAGACAGAUGGGCCCACAAGGUAAGAUUUACCUUGAUCUCUCUCAUUAACCUAUCACCCAGUCGACCCCUCGUCCCCUAGAACUCUGUAGUGACGGAAUCUCCGAGAUAACCUACGCACUUGUACGCUGACGAGUUCGUCUCAGGGAGGUUAGAGUCCCCCUGGAAUUCGGAGGUUAGAGUCCUCCUAACCGUAAGUAUUGGGAAUUCGGGGGUUAGAGUCCUCCUAACUGUGAGCACUGGGAAUUCGGGGGUUAGAGUCCUCCCAACUGUAAGUGUCAGGACUUCGGAGGUUAGAGUCCUCCAAUACCAGGGUUCGAGUCCCUGGAACGUAGUACUGAAGGUAAAAGAUAACUACAGUGCCUGUCUCAACCACCCUGCCUUAGACCGGUUGUUAAGAGGGGAAAUCCCUCACCUGAAGGUCAGGACCCUGAAGUGGGUGAGGAGACCAAGGACACUGGACUAGUAUAUAGAAAUAAGUAAGAAGUAGAAGCAUUUGAAUGGGACAGAUGUUGGAUAAGUCGGGUGUUGGAACCCCUUUACAUCGGUUAUGUCGGGAUGACCCCGAAAAUGAAGAACGGUUCAGACAUCUGUCGGCGUGCCUAAAUAAGAAAUUGGGAAAUGAAAUUUGGCCAAUGGGGGAACUUGGGACGUAGAUAAAUGCAUAAAAGCGGAAGAGGCAAUUUGGAAACGUAAUACGGGGACAAAAUGGAAAACUUUAAUAUCCACGUGGAGAAAGACUGCUGAGGAAAUAACGAAUAAAUCUAAACAGGCCAGCUGGGAGAAUAAUGCACAUCGGAGAGGGAUUAGAGUAUGUGAUCAUGAGGGAAACCCUAAGUUGUGGGAGGUGUUAAAGUGGCAGUAUGAGGAUUAUAAUAUGAGUAAAACAGAACAUGAAAGAUUGAGAAAGGAGAGGCAAAAUAAGGAAUCAGGGUUGAAAUGCCAAGCCGGUUUAUCAUGUGGGAAUAAAAUGGAGGUACCUCCUGACAUGUCUGGUUUGCCAAUAUUGUUCCAAAAUAAUGACACCGAUGACCAGGAGGAGGAUUGGCAAAUUCCGCCUAGUGCCCUAACCACCCAACCACACAAUCACUUUAGAAUACGCCUCCUUCGAUCCUCUGGUAUCUGCUCAGAAAGCAGAGCUCUUUGCUUUAACACGGGCUUGUACCCUGGCUACAGGAAAAUCGGUAAAUAUAGACACAGACUCACGAUACGUCUUUGGCGUGGCCCAUGACUUCGGCCAGCUAUGGUCGCAGCGCGGAUUUCUGACCUCCUCAGGGACACCUAUUCAGAACUCACUAUACGUCCAAAAUCUCCUCAAAGCCAUCCUCCUCCCCAAGCAAUUGGCCAUAAUCAAAUGUGCGGCCCAUGUAAUGGACAAUACGGAUAUCAGCAAAGGCAAUGCCAGAGCUGAUCGAGCUGCCAAAGACGCUGCAACAGCACGCAAUUCUAUUGUGUCCUCUAUGAACCGGCAGGCGUUAAAUCGCUCACCUGCCUCAAAAACAACGGGCAUACCAGACAUUGUCACUGUGCAGCGUUUACAGGGGGACGCCCCGACUCAGAAAAAGACAUGUGGAAGACACAUGGGUGUUCGCACUCUGCGUCAAGAGGUCUCUGGAUCACUCCAGUUGGCCAAGUGUGUAUACCUGAUGCUUUGUUACCAAUGCUUAUUGACUGUCUUCAUACUGAUACCCACCUUGGCAAGGAGGGAAUGAGUAAUAUCAUGUUACGUACCUGGUGGCACCCCCGAUUGGCUGAGGCAGCCCAGAAGCGUGUCAGGUUAUGUCUGACAUGUCAGCAAAAUAAUGGCGUCCAAGGAAUGCGGUGCGUAACAGGGAAACACCCUUGCCAGGCGGCCCAUUUGUAUGUAUUCAGCUUGAUUUCAUUCAACUGUCGUGUAUACAUUGCUAUAAGUAUUGUCUUGUUAUUGUUGAUGUAUUUAGCAGAUGGAUUGAAGCCUUUCCAACCACUAAUAAUAAAGCCUCAACGGUGGUAAAAUUACUACUGACAGAGAUCAUACCGAGGUUUGGAGUGCCUCGACAGAUUAGUUCAGACAAUGGCCCCCACUUUGUAGGGAAAAUCAACAAAGAACUAUGUGAGGUGUUACACAUCCAAGAACAAUUCCACUGUGCCCACCACCCCCAGGGCAGCAGGGAUAGUGGAAAGAGCUAACGGAACUCUCAAAACUAAAUUGACUAAGCUAACAUCCGAAACCGGCCUUAACUGGCUAAAGGUUUUGCCUUUAGCUCUGUACCACAUGAGAAUAACGCCCCACUUCACUACUGGACUCUCGGCCGCAGAAAUAAUUUAUGGCCAACCCAGUAGGACUCCUUGGGAUGCCGACGCAGACCCACCUACCCACGUAGACUUAAAUAUUAUGGGAGAGGAAAUGCAAAGAUAUUUUCAGCAGCUAACAUCGUCUCUAAAGUUUCUUCAUUCACAGGUAAAGCACUCCUUCGGACCACCAUCACAAGUGACGGAUCAGAGCUCAGACGACCAGAAUGAACCUCCCAGACUACAAACAGGAGACCUCGUGCUAAUCAAAGACUGGGAUCGCCCCAAGCUCGGACCCAGGUGGAAAGGACCAUUCCAAAUACUUCUCCAGACUUUGACUGCGCUUAAAGUCAAAGGGCAGAAUUGCUGGAUCCACCUAAGUGACUGUAAACGAUGGGUUCCCUCACCAUCUUGAAAAUAAUCAUUGAACUAAGUAUUGUUCUGACUGUGAGUGGGUUGGAGGACAAUUUGUUUUAUAAGACACAUAUCCCACUGCAUGGUAAUCGAACAGUGUGUUAUCCGCUAGCACAAUCUGUAGAAGCUUUGUUUGUAGCAACCCCAGGAUGGAACCCUCACCAACUCUAUGAAGUAGAUUAUUCUGGUGAGCCUUGCCAAGGGAAGAGAGGAACCUGGAGCAGGGGUGUGCAGGGUAAAUGUGUAGAAUUGAUAAGUAACGGCCCCUCUAAUUGUACAGGCACUAAACCUAAGUCUGGGAAGGAAGGGGCCAACUGUACGGAUCCUAACAGCUAUCCGCUUUGUUUUAAUGGUACUGGAAGUUAUUGUGUAUGUGCCUUAGUAAACGUCACCAACCAUCCCCAUGAUGCUUCCUGGCCCCAUCAGUGUGUAAAACAGACUUGUGCAACUAAAGGAGGGCUAUUGAACUGCCCCUGUUUGGAAUCAAAACCGGUAAACAUGACUUCAGGCAUACAUUGGACUUGUGGGAGUUGUAAUGGCACCCAUGUAGAAAUGGGAUAUGGGAUGUUUCCGUUUCACUCCUCAGACUUCCAACCAUUUAAGGGUCAAUCGUCCUGGAAUAGUUACAAGAUAGUCCGUGAGUCCGUUACCUGCUACCGUGCUAAGAAGGGAUUCGUUUUCCUUCUCAAUGGGACCUUUUCUACUGCUACUCCAACUUUGCCGGUGCUAUUUGCUGUUGGGACCAUUGGGCAUCUCAUGGUCCCUUGUCCCCAACGAGCAUAUACUCGACGACGAAUUGUCACACGCUUCAUAAGCAAGGAGUUUUGCGCCGACUGGCAGGAUCCAGUAACCCUGGGCUCUUCCUUGGGACAUGGCUUCCUGGGAACUGUCACUUUGGGAGGCUCCUCAGGGGUGGUGUCUGCUAAAAACCUAAACUACCUUAUAUGUGGACUCACCGCCCUGGAAAAUAGCACAACGUUGGCAUUGGAAGCAGUAAAUCAAGAAUUAGCUGAACUUCGGCUCUAUGCUCAGCAAACCCGGUAUGCAGUGGACUAUCAGCUGGCUCAACAAGGGGGAGUUUGUACAAUAGUAGGAGACAAAUACAUCACCCAUGUUACGGACGAAUCAUUCAACAUAACCCACGCCAUCCAGUCUAUUAAAAAACAAUUGGAUGAUUUCAGACAAGACUUGGAUCCGCUGAUUCUCAGCUUGUCCUUAGUCCUUGUCAUGAUCGUUAUGUUGCUGUUUCUGACCAUCCUUAUGACCCACCGCAGAAUGAUCAAGGAAAAGAUUUGGCCUCUGGUGCCCUCCCCUGAGAACAUGUUUGAUGGAUUGUUCACUGUGUACAGGGGUAAUUUCCAGGAGUGGCUCAAUCGGAGCAGCGCACAAAUCUGGUGGAAUCUACAGUUCUUCAGCACCGAUGAGCCAGCCACCACGCUGGAGAUCCUGUCUGAGACAAAGAUGUUUCCUCCCGGUCUGCCUGCAAUCAAGCAUCAGGAGGUCUUCCUGGGCGAGCGAAGCUUCCUGGUGUCCAGGCCCAACCCAUUCAAGCUGCAGCGGGAUGAAGGCCUGAUGGAAGAAGGACCACUGGAAGCACCCGACGCCAGGGAGGUCUAUGUUGUCUUGAAUCAGAAUUUCUUCCCCGGUCGCCCCUCCCUGUCUGACACCUGCAGUCUCGAGCAGAGCAGCAAUGAUGUCUCGGAGGAAGAGAUGCCUUUGAAGUUGUUGUUCGAGAGUUCCAGACCGGGUUCGGAGGACGUCAUGUCUUCCAUCGGAGAGAACUCUUCGCAGCAAGACUGCAUCUCGCGUCAGUCAUCGCUGUCGAGUGGGAUUGAGACAGGGAGUCCUGAGGCACGGAUAGCUUUUGACUAUGCUAAGUAUGAUCCCAGUGGACGAUUACUUUACCUGAAUCCAUUAAGGUUCAAAUUGGAGAGUGACAGAAAUUACCUUCUGAUGUCAGACUCUGGGAUCUCUGCUGAUUUCAGUACUGCAGACAUCCCAUCACAUGGGGACAUAGCAAGCUCGUACACAAAUCUUUACAAGAGGGAUGAUCUUCCAAAGUGCCUACAGACCAUACAUCCAGAAUCUUGAGAGCCACUCGACUGGGCAUGAAGCAUCUUCACUGACCACAUCCUUUCGAGGCUCUUGUGAGUGAAUGGGAGCUGACUUACAGCUAAAUUCAAAUUGGUAGGGACUCAAGGUAGUCUGUUGUAUCAUAUACUUCAUUUGAGCUGAAAGAUUACGAUGAGCAAAUUUGUUACCGUGCCCGGCUGACAAUGUAACGUGCCACACCAAUCUGAAGGUACAAGCAGCAGGAUUAAGACCUUACUCAGGCCAAGGAGGUUGGCACGGUGCUUUAGAGAGAGCUAUUGGUUAUGACGGACCCGGUUCCCCUUGGGAAAUGUCCAUCUAAUUCCAUGAGGAGUAGGGUGGCAAGAGAGUGCGGGUAGAUGGAGGAGGCAGUGGCAUCUGCUUGCUGCAGAGAAAGAGGAAGGGUGCCAAGGUCAGUCCCUUGUCAGGGAGUGUUCACUUUGGAGAAGAAACCAGAGAAUGUGAAGGCAAACCCUUUAUCUUGAGUACAUUGAUGGCACUAUCUCGACUACGGUGUUUUAAUGUACAGUGACAUUAAGAUGGGAAAGACUAUCUGAGUUUUGAGGUGUACGAACACAGAUCAGGAAGGCCCUACAUCAACCGCUUCCCCAAUACAACACACACACGCACACAAACACGUACACUCUCAAACACAUGCACACUCUCAAACAUACUCUCUCUCACACACAUACUCUUUCACACACAAACACAGUCUCAAACAUACACUCUCACACACUUUCUCAUGCACACACACUCGCUCACACACUCACUUACACACUCACUCACACACACAUACUCACACUGUCUUACACUCACUUUCUCUCACACUCACUCACACACACUCAUUCAUACACACACUCUCUCUCUCACACACACACACAUACACAGUCUCUCACUCUCUCUCACACACACUCAUUCACACAUACGCAGUCUCUCACUCACACGUUAGUUCUGCUCUCCAAUGAGUGGAGCAGAAGACUCAACCGUGAUGGUCACAAUAGCUUGCACUGCCCAAAAUAUGAACAACAACUGACUCAAGUAAGAUGCUGAAUGGAGGGGGAAGGGAGGACAGAAAGUUGGUGAGGAAUGUACCUCAGACUGCAGGAGAGCAAUUGAUUUUUUUCUUCACAAACCACACAGUUUAUCAGUUGUUAAAGUGUUGUCACAUCGAUGACUAAACAUUAUCAGCAAAGAGUCUGUGAUGGUGGAUAGAGAGAAAAAAUGUUGAAUGUUGUGUUCUUCAAAUCACAACACACCCACAGCCAAGUUCCAAAGAAUUUUGAGGGGCCUUUGUAGGGUAGAUUGAGUGAAGAUACUAUGGUUUUUGUUUGUUCUUGGGUGUCUUGGAUUAAUAGAGGGUACAGAAGAAACUGUGAAAUCUGUUCCCACUGUGACAUGAGGAAACUUUAAAGUCACACAUGAACACUGUUUGAGCAACUUAAUGUGACUGGAAACACAUAUUCAUCAUAUUUUAAUUCCUGUAGACUUAUCAUUAAUGUAGCAGACUCCACCCUUUGUAAACCCUAAUUGUUCAAAAUUAUACACAUUAUAUACAUUUCUAAGGGCAGCUGACUGAAUCAUUUAGACAAUCUCGCUUCAAAUAUUACUCAGGUUUUGCAGAGUCUCUCAGCACAGUGCAGAAAAGACUUUUCUGCUGUGCUCUGUUCCUUGUACAUUUAAUUUCGAAACUCCUGUCAUGUUGUGGGAAGAGCAAAGGAGGUAUGACACAGAUGGUGCAAUGAAUCUCUAUAGCAUCACUGACAUUUUUAUACAUCCUGUUCUGACACACCUCUGAAGUGGGUAGGACUGGAACCCAGGACUUCUAGCUCAGAGAUAGGGACACUACCACCACACCACGAGAGGAAAGGUAAGUCACACUGCCAAAAUACAGGGGUCCCCAAUUUACAAACAUGCUCAUUCCUACGAAUGCUUUCUCAAUCAGGAAUUUAAUUUUAAAGAUCUGACAUAUGAAGAUUUUCUGUGCUUACAAAUGACUCCUGUGUUCCAACUUGCAUACAAAUUGACCUGCAAACGGACUCUGUUAGUGACCUGGGGACUAAGUUUGGUGGACAAAUAGGAUGUUUCUAGACCUUUUUGCUGAAGGUUCCUAAUGCAGAGGGGAACUAAACCCAUCUUGUUUUACAGUGACUAAGUUAAAUCAUGUUCUUGUGGUUGUGAUGUAGAAUAAAAUCUACAUAAUUGUGUGUCAUAACACCACUGUGAUAGCAAUCCACUCAAGUGAUGGCUCAAUUUCCUGCUUAUAACCAGAAAGCCAUUUUGGCUCAAGGUGCACGUUACUGUAAAACAUAAAGAGAGACAAUAUUUAGACACAGCAACUGUAGAUAGUUAACGUUUCAGGUCAUUGACCUUUUGUCAGACAUUAGGAACUUCCUGAUUUAUUUCGGAUUUCCAAUAUUCUGUGUCUUUGGUUUCACUGUAAAAUGUAAACUUCUGUACAUAAAAAGUUUUAUUCUUAUAGAAAGCAUUUUUUACAAUGUUUAAAAAGUAUUUUGAAUAACAGUUUCCUAUUUUGGAUAUUUUUCUAUGAAUAAAAUUGAUUGUUUUUUUAUAUGCA